Lipotes vexillifer (Yangtze River dolphin) is the source of this 1134-nucleotide messenger RNA. RefSeq names its product HAUS augmin like complex subunit 8 (gene HAUS8). The record is from RefSeq and is a predicted model, not a curated record. Gene Ontology annotation, molecular function: microtubule binding. The transcript has 11 exons. Gene Ontology annotation, biological process: spindle assembly; centrosome cycle. NCBI's taxonomy places the organism in Eukaryota, Metazoa, Chordata, Mammalia, Artiodactyla, Lipotidae. Gene Ontology annotation, cellular component: centrosome; cytoplasm; nuclear microtubule. The coding region runs from base 1 to 1134 and encodes 377 amino acids.
AUGGCGGAUAGCUCGGGGCGUGGUGCUGGGAAGCCUUCUGCAGGGGGUCCCAGUACUCCUAGCGGUGCUAAGACGAGAGGAAGAAGACUACAAGGUGGAAGAGUGGUUGAGUCCCGGUACUUGCAGUAUGAGAAGAAAACCAUCAAAAAGGUAACAUACAAUGCUCCUGCAGCAGAUGCAUUAAAGGCCAGUGGGAAGAUGCCUGAAGGUGGAAGAAAACCCAACCCACUCCAGAAGAGCAAAGACAGCAGUGGAAUUGGCAAAGGCGACCUGCAGUCUACCUUGCUGGAAGGGCAUGGCACUGCCCCACCUGACCUGGAUCUCUCGGCCAUUAAUGACAGAAGUGUGGUCCGAAAGACUCCACAGUUAGAAAAAACAAUGUCAAAGAAAGCGGAGUCAUCAUCAUUUUCUGCCUCGAGGAAAAAGAGCCCAGAUCUCUCCGAAGCGAUGGAAAUGAUGGAAUCCCAAACACUACUCCUGACUCUGCUGACCUUGAAGAUGGAAAGUGGUCUUGCUGCAUUCGAAGAAAAGGCAGAAAAGAAUUUAUUAAUAAUGUGCAAAGAGAAGGAGAAGCUCCAGAAAAAAGCCCAUGAGCUGAAGCGCCAAUUUCUUCUCUGUCAGAGGAAGCGGGAGCUGGCAGGCGUCCUGGACGCGCAGAUCGAGAUGCUGAGCCCCUGUGAGGCCAUAGCCAGCUGCUUUAAGGAACGAUACAAGACAUUUGCGACGGCCCUGGACACCACAAGGCAUGAACUGCCCGUGAGAUCGGUCCACCUGGACGGAGACGGGCAGUGCUUCUUAGACAAGUUGCAGGGGGAAUUGACGACCACAUGCCAUCUGCUGGGAGAACUUGGCAUCAGCAGCUCAGAAGAGAACACGAAGGCCUUGGACCUGCUGAGGGAACUCAAGGAAAUGACCCAAAAGAAGGAUCUGGAGCUCCAAAGGAGCUUUACCCAGGUUCUGGAACUCUCUGCCGAGGCGAGUAAAGAGGCAGCCUUAAUCAACCAGGAGGCCUGGGAAAAGGCCCAGGGCCCCAAGGCCACCAGCCAGUGGUAUUUCAAUCCUGAGGAGGCCACUGGUGGGGAAACUCAGGGAGAGCUAAGGAGCCUGCUCCUUUCGGGCCACGACGAGCCGUGA